Molecule: messenger RNA, 717 nt
Organism: Fusarium coffeatum
Lineage: Eukaryota; Fungi; Ascomycota; Sordariomycetes; Hypocreales; Nectriaceae
Exons: 2
Coding region: 1-717 (238 amino acids)
Source: RefSeq, a predicted model, not a curated record
AUGGUUCGUGUUAUCACCUUCAAUCUAGCAGUUCUUGUUACGCUGCUUCUCGGCGCUGAAGCCGGUCCCUGUCGACCGACGAGGAUCGCCGUUGCAAGCGUUACUGAGACUACCUCAACGCUUGCUGCUGACACAUCGGCUACAUCAAUCGCUUCGACUACUGUUACAGCCCUAAUAGAUACCGCCACUGUAACCCUGGAGGAUACUACAACUACAGCCGAAGCCGAACCUACUACCACGUCCGCGGCUGCAGUCUGUGUCGAAUCCCAGUUGUUUGUGAACCCAAACUUUGACGACAGCAUCGGUGACGAUAUUGCACCUUGGACCAGCAACGCCCACCUCACCCAAAGCCAGCCCCAAUCCGGCCGAAACGCACUCUCCGCGACAUUUGUCAACGGUGUACCCGAUUACUACAUCAAGCAGACUCUGCAGAAUCUGAAUGGUGACUAUGAAUUUUCGUACCAUUACAGAGUCGUCAGUGUCAGCCAGAAUGCCGACUACACCUGCAACAUUCAGCUCACGGUUGGGUCAUUAAGCAGUUACGCUGAAAUGUACGACACUGUUGGUGGCUGGAGGUCAGGUAGCGUUAGAUUUAGUACUUCUGACGACACUCUUGCGCAGGCGGAACUACAGUUUGGCCUAUCCUGCUAUGGGGAAUUCACUGGAAUUCAGGUGGACAUCGAUACUCUUGCGUUUACACGAGUUUGUAACGCCUAG